Molecule: messenger RNA, 1511 nt
Organism: Sitophilus oryzae (rice weevil)
Lineage: Eukaryota; Metazoa; Arthropoda; Insecta; Coleoptera; Curculionidae
Gene: Dll
Product: homeotic protein distal-less-like
Exons: 5
Coding region: 443-1453 (336 amino acids)
Biological process (GO): regulation of transcription by RNA polymerase II
Molecular function (GO): RNA polymerase II cis-regulatory region sequence-specific DNA binding; DNA-binding transcription factor activity, RNA polymerase II-specific
Source: RefSeq, a predicted model, not a curated record
UGGAGGUAGAUGGUUGAGAACAACCGGGUAAUUUCCAACCGUUUACGCGUGAAAAAACGACGACCGGGCAUCAUUACACCCCCCGCCGGUGAAGCAGUACCCUAAUUUCUAUCGGAAAGAGACGGAGAUAGUGCUCACUGGAUUUUGUAGCAAUUAUCCCGUCCGGCCGCGACGUUUUCGAUCGUAGCGCCUCUACGUCGAUUCGGACAACUACCCGGAGAGUGCUCACUGGAUUUUAUAGCAAUUUUUCGGUUGAAUCACAGUGCCGAAUUUGUACCUGCAUCGUUUCUUGCGAGGAUGUGUUAGUGAGGUGUUUCCAGAUAUAACGCUUCGUCCCGAUCCCGGCGCCAAGGUGGACCACAAACCGUUCACCACGCUCAACUUCACGGACUUGGGGUCCCCCUUCGGGGGACCCGGGGAAGAACCACCUGGAACACCUACAAUGGCCAAUGAAGCCCAUCUAGGACCUCCAACGCCUCACGACGGAGGUGCCUCGACUCCUGUCUCAAAAAGCGCGUUUAUUGAGUUACAACAACACGGUUACGGGCCUCUAAGAACGACGUACCAACAUCACUUUAACACGCCGACCGGUCAGGGACAUGGGGGAGGUCCAGGUGGGCACGAUACGGGAUUCCCGAGUCCCAGGGGAGCUCUGGGAGCUUAUCCGUUUCCGCCGAUGCACCAGAACUCAUACGCGGGGUACCACUUGGGGUCGUACGCUUCGAACUGUCCGCCAUCGCCAAAAGAUGAUGAAAAAUGUCUGUCUUUGGAGAGGCCUACGGGGGGCAAAGGCAAGAAAAUGCGCAAACCUCGUACCAUUUACUCCAGUCUUCAAUUGCAACAAUUGAACAGGAGGUUCCAAAGAACGCAGUACCUAGCAUUACCGGAACGGGCCGAGUUGGCGGCCAGCUUAGGGCUCACUCAGACACAGGUGAAAAUAUGGUUCCAGAACCGACGGAGCAAGUACAAAAAAAUGAUGAAGGCAGCUCAGGUUACGGGAGGUCCCAACAACAACGGCAAUGGUGCAGCUCACGCCGGAUUAUUGGGGGGCAACGGUACCAUGGCCCCCUCAAGUCCCGGACAGCAGAGCCAGAAUAUGAUGCAAGGUAGGAUUAAAUUGGAAGGCGGCGGCGGUUCGUCGAGCGGCUCCCCCGCUACAGGGGGCUACAUGCAGCACCCUAGUCCCGCACCCAGCUCCACGCCCGGCUCGGACGUGUCCGGCCAGCCGGGAGCCCCCAGUCCGGGUGCCUGGGGGGACGUCAAGCCUCAGCAACAGCAAGGAGGAGGCGGAGGAGUGCAGGGAGGCCAGGCGCUGCACGCGCAUCCUCCUCCGCAUCCUGCCGCGGCGCAUCCGGCGGCGCAUCAUCCCCCUCAUCCGCACAACUACCUCCCGCAGUACAGCUGGUAUCCUACGGAUAAUCCUGGACUAUUAACGGUAUGGCCAGCCGUUUAAUACAUGCCCCCCCACCCCCCUGUUAGUUCCCUAAAUUACAGAAGAAUAAAAAAACUCA